GGUAAACAGGAAGUCCCUGCAGGUGUGGAGACACGCCCGCAGAAACCUGAAGCUCCCGGAAAAAGUUUUUUCGUUUAGUCUCUCUCAGUUGAAGUCAGACAGGUGGACGACAUAAUCUAGUCUGAGAGACGUUUGUGAACAUCUCGACCGAAGAAAAGCCUUUCUUUUAAAAACACUUUUGAAGACGGUUUUUUCCAUCGUUGUAAAACGAGAUUUAGAUUUGAUAGUUUUUUUGCGCGCAGUUUGAAUUCGUUGCCAACACUCAUCAUCCAGGUGAGCAGGCCUGCAGGUUCACCUGCACGAACAGCCGAACUACUGCAAAUCGAAGAAAAUAACAAGAAGAGAAAUUAGAGGGAGUAUUUCAGGUGUAAUUUCAGCUUCGACCCCUGAUGGACUACAUGGACAGUGGACUGAGAUACACCCCGAAGUCGGACAAAGACUGGGACACCGCUGUCCAGUUCCUGCCAGCCUCGGAUAAUAAAAAACUCGAGAAGAAAAAGGGUCCGGGGAAAGUCGGGCCUGUGAUCGGUGUGGUGAUCUUUGCUGCUGUUAUUGCGCUUAUGACCGGACUGCUGGUCUGGCAUUUCCACUUCCGUAAAGAUGUUCGGGUCAAGAAGAUGUACAGCGGCUCCAUGCGGAUCACCAACCAGGUUUUUGAAAACAGCUAUGAGAACUCCAACAGCUCCGAGUUCAAGGCGCUGGCGAAGCAGGUGACUUCACAGCUUAAAGCCAUCUAUACCAAGAGUCCGCAGUUGGCCAAAUACUAUGUUGGUUCUACAGUUCAGGCUUUCAGUGAAGGCAGCGUCAUCGCCUACUACCUGUCUGAGUUCAGAGUCCCUGUAGGCCAAGAGUCGUCUGUUGACAGCGCCAUGUCUGCAAUCGACAAGCUAGUGGACAAAGAGCAGCGUAGCGUGUACAGACCUGGCAACUCUCUGGUCCUCGAAGAUGUGGUUUCCUCAGCACUUGAUGCCCGCAUGCUUUCAACGUCAUUCAGCAGAUUUCUGAAGUAUUCAGAACAUACAAGGCCGAGUCAGCUCGGGCAGAUAGAGUCCCCCGGCUUCCCCAACGAACCUUAUCCCUCCAACACAUUCAUCCAGUGGCAGCUGAGAGCUGACCCCAACUAUGUCAUCAAGCUUGACUUUGAUACGAUGAACCUGGAAGAAAACUGCAAGAAUGACUUUGUCAAGAUCUACGACUCCCUGGUGGCCAUUGAGAGCCGAGUCAUGGAAGAGAUGUGUGGGUACUACUCACCCAGUGAACCACUGACCUUUCUGUCUUCUCGCAAUGUCAUGCUGGUGACAAUGGCCACAAAUGACAAGAAGAACUACCCAGGUUUUAGAGCACAAAUCUCACAAGUUAAGCGUGGAAGUAUAGGUACAUCAUGCGGCGGCCAGCUGACAGGCAAUAACGGCGAGUUCAUGUCUCCUAACUUCCCAAAUUACUAUCCACCUCAAACUUUAUGUCAGUGGACUAUCAAGGUCCCCGCUGAUAAGGCAGUGAAGUUGACGUUCAAAAAGUUCCUCUUGUCUGAGCCCGGACAGGAAAACCAUAAAGACUGUCGCAAAGACUAUGUGCAGAUCAACGGAAAGAAAAUAUGCGGAGAAAAGCCAGACGGAUCAGUGACAGAAACCAGUAACACCAACACAAUGAAUGUGGUGUUCCGCUCUGAUGCCUCCUAUGUGGACCGAGGUUUUAAGGCUGUGUUUGAGGCCAUAGAUGUCAAAGACCCUUGUCCGAAGCAGUUCCAGUGCAACAACCAGCGCUGUAUUAAGUCUGAGCUCAAGUGUGAUGGUUGGAACGACUGUGGAGACAUGAGUGACGAGUUAAACUGCAAGUGCAGCCCAAAAGACAUCAGUUGUAAAAAUGGGUUGUGUAAGCCCAUGUUCUGGAAGUGUGACGGCGUCAAUGACUGUGGAGACGGCACAGAUGAGCUGAAUUGUGGUGGUUGUAAAUCUGGACAGCUAACGUGUAAGAAUGGCAAAUGUGUUUCCGAGAAGACUCACUGUGACGGCAGAGACGACUGCGGGGAUGGGUCAGAUGAGCUCGAAUGUCCACGUGGCUCUGAUGUGAGAUGCACCGAGCUUACAUAUAGAUGUAAAAACAAUAAAUGCAUCAGUAAAGUAAACCCAGAAUGUGACGGGACAUCUGACUGUGAAGAUGGAUCUGAUGAGGCGAACUGCGACUGCGGGAGGAGCAUGUUUAAGACGUCAAGAAUUGUCGGCGGUCAGGAUGCGGAAGAAGGGGAGUUCCCCUGGCAAGUCAGCCUCCAUGUCAAAGAAUACGGUCACGUGUGCGGAGCAUCCAUCAUCAGUCCGCGCUGGCUGGUCACUGCGGCCCACUGUGUGCAGGAUGACGGCAGGACGAGAUUCUCUCAGCCCGGCACUUGGGAAGCUUACCUCGGCCUUCACACCCAGCGAAAUACUGGAAGUAAAGUGGUGAAGAAGAACCUGAAGCAGAUCAUACCCCAUCCUAACUACAACGCAUACACAUUUGACAACGAUAUCGCCCUGAUGGAGCUGGACAGUCCCGUCACGUACUCCGAUUACAUUAGGCCCAUUUGCUUACCAGCUGCCCAACACGAUUUUCCAACUGGCAACACUGUGUGGAUCACGGGAUGGGGCGCCACUCGGGAGGGAGGAUUUGCUGCAACAGUGCUCCAAAAGGCCCAGGUCCGUAUCAUCAACCACUCUGUGUGUAAUGAUCUGAUGGGAGGGCAGAUCACAUCGAGGAUGUUGUGUGCUGGAGUGCUGAGCGGAGGAGUCGAUGCUUGUCAGGGGGACUCUGGUGGUCCUCUGUCCAGUCCAGCCAAAGGUCGUACGUUCCUCGCAGGAGUGGUCAGUUGGGGUGACGGCUGCGCCCGCAGAAACAAACCUGGCAUCUACACAACAGUCACCAAAUUCCGUGGCUGGGUCAAAGAAAAGACAGGAGUGUAGAACAACGCGAAGUGGUCGAACAAGGCCACGGACAUGAACACAGACUGAUGACGAGUACUUAAGUACGGAUCGUUGCCUCAGAAAAACCCCACUCUGACUUUCCAGCUGAUGUAUUUGCCUCCAAUUCCAGUCGUAGCUGCAGUCGAAAAUGCACUGUUUGCUUGAAGAGCGAUUGCAACACAUUGUAUGUGUAAUUUUAUGAGGGUGGGGUUGAUGAAAUGUAAAUAAAUGUUUUAUUUUUGUGUGGGUUUUUUGUUUGUUUUCUGCUGUUGUUGUUGUUUUAAUGGAGAACGAUGUUAUGUGCCGCACAAGAAAUAGAUUUUAGGCGUGAUUGUUACACAUUUUUACACUCAACCUGUGAAAUGUACAUCCCUGUGCUCUGUUGUCCGGUGCUUCGUCAGUUGCCAUCAUAAGAAUUUUCCACCACUUUUCCUUGUUGUCUUUGUUCUGAAAUGUAUAAAUUAAAACAAAUUGACAGCAAGCUCAAUCCAUCCUACCUCCUAUGGCUUGGUAUCUUACACAUUUACUCAUGACUUUUGUCCAACAGAGAUCCCUGAGUGCACCCCCUGACUUCCGAAUGCAUUAGCCUGUUCAUCAUGGAUGACACUUCGUUUUUAACAACUUUGAAUUUAAUAUGACCUCUCAUCCAGUUAUCACUUCAUUAGUACAAUCUGUUUAGUUUAACAUAUCUGAACUCUGUGUAAAUGUGUAUUAUAGAUGGUUUUUAAAUAAAAAUAUUUCUUAUGCAGAACUCCA
Messenger RNA from Thunnus maccoyii (southern bluefin tuna), 3689 nucleotides. It is a transcript of the gene st14a, whose product is annotated as ST14 transmembrane serine protease matriptase a. Lineage: Eukaryota; Metazoa; Chordata; Actinopteri; Scombriformes; Scombridae. The transcript has 19 exons. Gene Ontology annotation, molecular function: protein binding; serine-type endopeptidase activity. The record is from RefSeq and is a predicted model, not a curated record. Gene Ontology annotation, cellular component: membrane. Gene Ontology annotation, biological process: proteolysis; acrosome reaction. The coding region runs from base 390 to 2933 and encodes 847 amino acids.